Cucurbitaria berberidis CBS 394.84 is the source of this 1090-nucleotide messenger RNA. RefSeq lists its product as uncharacterized. The coding region runs from base 99 to 1076 and encodes 325 amino acids. NCBI's taxonomy places the organism in Eukaryota, Fungi, Ascomycota, Dothideomycetes, Pleosporales, Cucurbitariaceae. The record is from RefSeq and is a predicted model, not a curated record. The transcript has a single exon.
UUCGAACCUCCUUUUUUCGCGUCGCAGCAAAACACAGUCAUCGUAUCUGUCCCGUUCGACUAUCUUAACUGCCCACGAGUCCAAUUGGUCAUUCCGCAAUGUCCACCACGACUGCAGUCGAUCCUCCGGCCGCUAAGAAGCGCGGACGCCCCAGGAAAGUGGUUGCGGACGAUGCGAGGACAGUACCGGUAGUAGUAGCAGCAGAGGCGAAGAAGGCGGGGGCGAAGAAGGAUUCUUCAAAGGCGACGAAAGAUGUCGAGGCAAAGAAGAAGCCAGCAGCAGCAACAGCAGCAAAGACCCCGAAAGCCGCAGUUGUGAAGAAGAAGGACGAUGCGCCGAAGCCAACCACAACACCAAGACAAGCUUCGCCAAUCACACCUACAACGAGCAAGAUAUUAGAACAAGUCCGCGCCACAGGGACAUUGAAGUCUGUGUCCGCGACACCACCUACGCCGACGAAAAAGGCCGCAAGCCAAAACGUCGACAAGACCGUUUCUUCGCAACUGAAAACAUCACCGCCGAAGACCACACCCUCACAAAUAACCCCGGCGACACCUACAAGCAGCACCCGUACACCCGCUGCAAACCCUGAGGCAGCGCCUGUAAAGCCCACAAUCUCACCUCCGUCACCCACAGCGCCCAUAACACCCACCCCCGCCACCACCACCACUGCUGCUGCUACGCCCAAACCCCUUCUCCCCACACGCCCAACAACAAUCCCCCUCCCGCGCAACCCCCUACCCGCCCCGUCACCUUCUACUCACCAACCCCCAAAACCAAACCUCUCCUUCGCCAAACCCGCGCCCGCAGCGCCCCGCCCACCACCUCCUCAUCCGUCAAACUCCAACCCCUAUCCCUAUCCCUCUUAUGGCGCAAGAUCGAAACCACACACGGCCACGCGCUUCAUCGAGCCCACGCCCGAUAUCCGCUUACCGGCCAAGUACAAGCCAGCCGCGCGACGGGUGACGGCGAUUAUAGUGGGGAUACCGUUUAUUAUUGUCGUGGGGUAUGAGCUGUAUCAGCGGUGGAGGGGGGAGAUUAGGCGGAAGUGGGAUGAGGGGGGGCGUAGGGUAUGAUUCAUGUAUAUAAG